Drosophila arizonae is the source of this 889-nucleotide messenger RNA. It is a transcript of the gene Jon65Aiii, whose product is annotated as Jonah 65Aiii. Gene Ontology annotation, molecular function: serine-type endopeptidase activity. Gene Ontology annotation, biological process: proteolysis. The record is from RefSeq and is a predicted model, not a curated record. NCBI's taxonomy places the organism in Eukaryota, Metazoa, Arthropoda, Insecta, Diptera, Drosophilidae.
UCGUUCGACAACAAUCAUUAUGAAAGUGUUUGUAGUUCUUGCCUUGGCUAUUGCUGCCGCCUCUGCUGGUGUUGUACCACAAGGUGCACCCAUGCAUCCCCGUGAUUUGCCCAAUGUGCCCUCAAUUGAGGGACGCAUAACCAACGGCAAGACUGCCAAUGAGGGCCAGUUCCCCUACCAGGUGGGACUUAGCUUCUCUAGCUCUAGCGGUAGUUGGUGGUGCGGUGGCUCCAUCAUUGGUAACGAGUAUGUGCUGACAGCCGCUCACUGCACCAGCGGUGCAUCCUCGGUGACCAUCUACUACGGCGCUUUGGUCCGCACCAACGCCAAGCUGAUCCAGACCAUCUCCAGCUCCAACUUUAAGCAGCACACCAGCUUCAACUCGAUCACUCUGGCCAACGAUAUCUCGCUGAUCAAGACCCCAUCCGUUGCGUUCACUGCCUACAUUAACAAGGUUUUGUUGCCACCAAUUGCCAGCAGCUACUCCACCUAUGCCGGCCAGAAGGCUACAGCCUCCGGCUGGGGCAAAACCUCCGAUAGCGCUUCCGGUGUCACUAACACCCUGCAAUACCAGACCUUCGAAGUUAUCUCUGUUGCGCUUUGCCAGUCCACUUAUGGCUCCCUCGUAGCCUCCGCCAAGGUCAUCUGCAUUGCCACCCCCAACAAGUCAUCCACCUGCCAGGGUGAUUCCGGUGGCCCAUUGGUCCUGGACAGCACUGGUCGCUUGAUUGGUGUCACUUCCUUCGUCUCCAGCUCUGGCUGUCAAUCUGGCCUUCCUUCUGGCUUCACCCGUGUGACCAGCUACUUGGACUGGAUCAAGACCAACUCCGGCAUCUCCUACUAAAUUCGUUUUCAAAAUAAUCCACAAUAAACUGAGCUCCAUAUAAAA